This is a messenger RNA of Anthostomella pinea, 813 nucleotides long. Lineage: Eukaryota; Fungi; Ascomycota; Sordariomycetes; Xylariales; Xylariaceae. The record is from the annotation of a GenBank genome assembly.
AUGGCUGAGGCUGGCAUCCUGCAGGACAGAAGGCAUGCAGACCCGACCAAUGAGAACAAGUGGACACUGCGUCAAUAUCGCUAUGGGCGCGGACACGGGCCUAUCUACAAGAUAAGCAAGUGGAUCGAGGAGGAGCUGCCGGACCUCGUGGACCUGAACUGCAAACAGUCUUUCGAGAAGAAAGAGAUGACGCCCGAAGACAUCAUGGUGCUGCUCGGCACAUUCUGGACGCAGGCAAGGCAUAUCCCUUGCCUCCCACAGACACGAGUAACCUUCCACUGUGCCAUUCUCAUCGCAGGGAUUGACGGAUUCCGACCCGGCGAGGUCAUGAAUCUAAAGUACCGCCAGGUCGCCUUUGAGCUUGUGCGGGAUCCGCGGGACCCUUUGAAGCAAAGGUUUUCGUUCUGUGUUACUACUAUCCCUUAUAAACCGAUCUGCCUGGUCAGCUUGCUACUGGCUCAGGCGAUCGCUAAUCAGGCCUUCAAAGCAGAUUUCAAAUCUCUCGCUGAUAUCUUGGAACGGCCUAACCUUGGCCAGAUAGAUUCCCUCCCUUUAUCCUGGCCCUGCGACCCCGAUGCUCCCCUUUAUCUUACAGAAGCAGAUAUCGAAGCGUUCGAGAGCCGCCAGGAUCUUACCGAUCUCUGUGCCGCGUAUCGCGAUGCCGUGGCACGUACUCCGUCCGAUGACAAGGAUGCUAAGUGCAUAGCGGGCAAGAUUACAUGGAUCAGGAAGACCCUGGCCAAGGAACAGCUGCGCAAGAUGAGAAACGACUAUUUCGAAAGGACUGACAGGGUUCGGGCGCUGGCGAAGUAA